AUGGGCCGCCUUCGCAACCUCUCCGAGAGCUUCAGGGCUGCGGCAUUCAGCAAUUCGACCCUCUCCAUCCCUUCGCUGGCCAAGUCCUCUUCCCCCGGCCACACUGAAGUCGUCGACAAGGACUUACCGUCACCGGCACGGUACCAGGACUCCCCAACACCCACCGAAACCCCUCAAACCACCCCUCGGACAGACCGGGUUGUGUCCCGCCCAACGUCCAUGGUGUACACGCCUCCGUCAAUGGAGUUGGACAGAGAAAAUCACAUCGAGGAGUUGAGACCGGUGUUCAGCUUCCUCUCAAGUCACGGCAACAAGCUCUAUCAAGAAGGGUACUUUCUCAAACUGAAUGAUCUUGACACUCAUGGAAGACCCAACGCGGAUCGCAACUGGACUGAAUGCUUUGCUCAACUGGUGGGCACUGUACUUUCGCUUUGGGACGCGGCUGCUUUGGACACCGCUGGUCAAGACGGAGAAGUGGCUCCCACAUUCAUCAACCUGGCGGAUGCCUCCAUUAAGAUGAUCGAGACGCUCCCUACACGAAAUCCCGAUGUUCAGCCUUUACAGAAUGUGCUGUCGAUAUCCACAGCAGGAAAGAAUCGCUAUUUGCUGCAUUUUAACUCGCUGCAUUCUUUGACACAGUGGACGGCUGGCAUCAGACUCGCAAUGUUUGAACAUGCCUCGCUCCAGGAACUUUAUACGGGCUCCCUGAUUGCCGGCAAAGGAAAAUACUUGAACAAUAUCCGAACGAUCAUGGAAUGGACAAAGUUCAAGGUGGAAGAUUGGGCCCGUGUUCGAUUUGGUGCUGGCACUCCAUGGAGACGAUGCUGGUGUGUGAUAGAGCCUCCCGAUGAAAAAGAAUGGCAACGGUCGAACAAGUCUUUGAAGAAAAAAUCAGCGUACGACAAACCCUCCUUGCCAAAGGGGGUCAUCAAAUUCUAUGAUACCAAGAAAACUAAAAAGGCCCUGCCUAUAGCGACCAUUACCGAUGCAUAUUCGGCAUAUGCCAUUUAUCCCCAGUCGAAACCGUUGAUCGAUCAAUCCACCCUGGUGAAAGUCGAAGGCCGAAUCACGAUACACUCAAAACCAGAAUCGAAGACUGAAGGCUUUGUUUUCGUUAUGCCCGAAGUACACCCCGCAGUCUCAGGUUUUGAGAUGAUGCUUCGUUGGCUUUUCCCAGUUUACGACAUUUUCCAUCUCUAUGGCCGUCCUCAGCGAUUGAUCGCCGACACAUGGGACACCCGAGGCCUCAUGUUUGCGAUGCCGCGAGACCGGAGAUACGGCUAUCUCGAUAUCAUUGACGUUGCAGCGCUAAUCCACUCUCAAGGUAGUGAAAAAUGGAGCGAACGCGAAUGGCGUAAACAGUUGAAAGAGGCCACCUCCAAGCGAAUGUCAAUGACCGCGCAGGGACGGUCGAGCAGCAACUUGGAGAACCGGCGAGCAAAUCGAGUGUUUUCGGAAUCGAGGCAAGGUGUGCACUACUACGACGAUGCCGACUCGGUUCGUUCGUCGCCACCUUCUCGACACCAGCACAAUCAAUCAACGGAUGCAGUGUUUGCUUCCCCUAAGAAAUCUGCGACAGCCCCUGCGAACAUCGCGUAUCUUUCGCCCGGGCAAAAUCACCAUUCGAGGUCUGUAUCAGAAUCCGUUGCGUACAUGUCGCCGACCCAGAAUCGUCGCCAGCACGAAAAUUACAAUCCAUCUAGAUUGUCCGCUGAAUACAGCGAGAUGGAGCCUAUUCAGCCUCCCCCGGCUCCUCCAGCUCAUCGAAACCCAUUCAAGAGCAACGCCAUACAUAGUGAAGUCGAAACAUCAGACAGCCGGUACAGCUCGGAUAGCGACGGUCAAGGGCCGCGGACUCAUCCGGAAGAUAUUCAAGAAGAUGUGGGGGAAGCAACACCGCCUGCACCAGUGGUGGCUCCCCCAGAGAUGCAGCAUCAACACAGUGACGUCCCACAGAGGCGACCUGAUGUCCGGCCAGACUUGAGACGUGAGAGAAGUCGCAUGUCAAAUGGAACAUUGUCUCAGAUUGUCGAUGUGAAUAAACUCGCGAGCGGUGGGGCGGCGGGGCAUGCAGCGUUGGUGGCGUGGAAUAAUGGCCUGCAAGGCGAGAAUCAGGGGCCUCGAGGGGUAAAUGAGACCCCUCGCGACGAAGAAAUAUCUGCUAAUCAACAUGUGUCUCAAGAAGUGGUAGCAGAAGGUGCUUAUAUGCCAAACCCUGCUGAUGUCAGACCAGAACCUCCUCGGCUCCCUACCGAACAUUCAACAGCCUCAAAACCAAUCCAUCGAAAGCCGGUCCCGACCACAAAAACAGCUUUCUUAGCGCCAUCAUAUCGUGCUCAGUCGCCCGACAGUAUGUCCAAAUAUUCAGCCUCGAGCUACGACAGGGCGCAGAGCAGCUCACCAGACUAUGACAGCCUUCCUGAGAACGAUGAUCGUCCCGUCUUUAGCAGAAAGACCAGGACAGGCGUCUUAAAAACUGUCGGAGAUCCUCAACUAUCUGGUAACCAACAAGAUUCGGUGAAAAGCGACGUACCUGCCGUUGACUUUGGCAUGACCUUUACACCAAGCUUGACUCCGGGGCACAGUCGCCCUCCGACGGCUUCUGGGAUCACCGGUGGGAUUACCGGACGGCAGUCGCCAUUCGAUCGGCCCUUGACGGCUCCCGCAACCCCGUUGACCAGAUCUCCUCAGGAAGAGCGAGCCUCUCCAACCCACUUGACUCCUAGCGACGAGCAAAGAUCUCCGUUGGCCGGGAGGGACAGCCCCAGGGGAAAUCACUCUCGGUCGUCGAGCUAUGCCUGGCAUCCUGGAUCGACCUUGGCGAGACACAACUCUAUGGGAGGUUUAACAGCUGAGGAGUUCGUCCAACAACGCGCUGUCGCUGCAAGGGUUCCACAUGGCUAUGUCCCUCACCGGAGCGUUUCCUACAGCAAAGUCGAGCAAUCUCCGAACAAACUGCAGAAAAAAAGAGAUUCAAUGCUCCGAUCCAGCUCGAGACAAUCAUUGUUGGUCGAUCCAUCAUCGCAUUUAUCGGCCCGGGAGCAGGAACAUGUUGCAAGGAUGACAGGCGGUCCACUGAUUCAGGUGAUUGACAGAAGCAGGACGCCAGACCCGUUAGUCGGGCUGAUUGGGGCGAUUGAGGCACGAGAGCAGGAAAGGAGAAAUAUCAAAGAAGGGGUCGCCGGUCAUAUGGUCCAAGAGGCCAUAGCGCAAAGGCAGGCGGCGGAGCGCACCUACGGAAGCACCUACGGAGUGCAGCAACAUUCCGCUUACAAUUCGCCGGUCGACGUCAGACAGAGUGGUCAAUGGAUCAACGCCCAAGCGCCUGCGUACUGGACUGGUACCGUGCCACAACAGCCGCAGCAAGUCUGGUCAAAUCAGCCGGGUUGGCAGUAUGAACCACAGACUCAGGUCCAGGGACAGCAAAUGCAACAGAUGCAGCAUCAGCAGCCGAACCAGAUGUAUAAUGCGAGAUUCAGUGGAUAUUAUGUGCCACCUCCUGGCCAUGAUGGGUCACGGUAG
Fonsecaea multimorphosa CBS 102226 is the source of this 3522-nucleotide messenger RNA. RefSeq lists its product as uncharacterized. NCBI's taxonomy places the organism in Eukaryota, Fungi, Ascomycota, Eurotiomycetes, Chaetothyriales, Herpotrichiellaceae. The record is from RefSeq and is a predicted model, not a curated record. The transcript has 5 exons. Bases 1 to 3522 code for a protein of 1173 amino acids.